Brassica rapa (field mustard) is the source of this 1168-nucleotide messenger RNA. Its product is annotated as hypersensitive-induced response protein 4. Lineage: Eukaryota; Viridiplantae; Streptophyta; Magnoliopsida; Brassicales; Brassicaceae. The record is from RefSeq and is a predicted model, not a curated record.
ACACGAGAACCGGUCUAAAGGUUGAGAACCUGAGCUCCUUCUUCUUCUCAUCGAUCAAGAUGGGGAAUACGAAUUGCAUCGUCGGAGGUUGCAUCGAUCAAGCGAGCGUUGGUGUGGUAGAACGCUGGGGCCGAUUCGAGCACAUAGCCGAGCCUGGUUGCCACUUCUUCAACCCUCUCGCGGGUCAGUGGCUCGCCGGAGUCCUCUCCACCAGGAUCAACUCUCUCGACGUCAAAAUCGAGACCAAAACCAAGGAUAAUGUGUUUGUGCAGCUGAUUUGCUCGAUUCAGUAUCGUGUGGUGAAAACUAAUGCUGAUGAUGCGUUUUACGAGCUUCAGAACCCGAGAGAGCAGAUCCAAGCUUACGUUUUUGAUGUGGUUAGAGCUUUGGUUCCGAUGAUGACUCUUGACGCUCUUUUUGAACAAAAGGGAGAAGUAGCCAAGUCUGUUCUUGAAGAACUCGAGAAGGUGAUGGGGGCUUAUGGAUACAGCAUUGAGCACAUUCUUAUGGUUGACAUCAUCCCUGAUCCUUCUGUGCGCAAGGCCAUGAAUGAAAUCAAUGCAGCACAAAGGCUCCAGCUCGCAAGUGUUUACAAAGGAGAAGCAGAGAAGAUUCUCCAAGUGAAGAGAGCGGAAGCAGAGGCGGAAGCCAAGUACUUAGGCGGUGUGGGUGUUGCUAGACAGAGGCAAGCAAUCACGGACGGGUUGAGGGAGAACAUAAUGAACUUCUCUAGCAAAGUAGAAGGCACGUCAUCCAAAGAUAUCAUGGACUUGAUCAUGAUCACACAGUACUUUGACACCAUGAGAGAUCUUGGAAGCUCGUCUAAGAACACAACCGUGUUUCUGCCUCACGGUCCGGGACACGUUAGGGAUAUCAGCGACCAGAUACGUAACGGUUUGAUGGAGGCGAAUAGUGCUCGUGUCAGCGACGAAGUCUAAAGAGAGAUUCACUUGGGGUUGUGAAUUGGGUUUGUUGGUUUUGCUUUCUUCGAUUAUGGUUUAAAUUACAUUUUAGCACUUGGGUGUGUGUGAAUUUAUUUGGAUGUUGCUUCCUUUAUGUUUAUGUUUUUUUUUUAGUAUAUAAUAAUCCAAAGUACUUUGAAAUCAUAUUGUGUAAUAUUCUGAUUUCUUAAAAACGGUGAUGCAUAAAGAGAGCUUUAUAUAGUGAU